Molecule: messenger RNA, 1629 nt
Organism: Passer montanus (Eurasian tree sparrow)
Lineage: Eukaryota; Metazoa; Chordata; Aves; Passeriformes; Passeridae
Exons: 2
Coding region: 34-1131 (365 amino acids)
Source: RefSeq, a predicted model, not a curated record
UGGGAUGGACAGGACUGGGAUUGGGGUCAGGAAAUGGGAUUAGAUAUGGAUAGACAGGAUUGGGAUGGGACUGGGAUGGACAGGAUUGGGACUGGGGUCAGGAAACAGAAUAGGAUGGGAUUGGGGUCAGGAAACAGAAUGGAAUUGGACUGGGAUUGGACUGGGAUGGACAAAACCAGGAUUGGGGUGAGGGGAGGGACUGGGCCCGGGUUCAGCCCCGGACUGGAGCCACAACUGGGAGGGUUUUGGUCCCAAACUGGUGUGGACUGGAACCAGAAUUGUUGGGAUUUCACCCCGAACUGUCGGGGUUCGGAGCCCCCAAAAUCCAGAUUUUGGUCCCAAAACGGGGACCGGAGCCAAAGGUUGGGAUUUCAUCCUGGAACCGCUGGGAUUCGGAGCCCCGAAGUGUUGGGAUUUCACCCCAAACUGUCGGGGUUUGGGGCCACAACUGCUGGGAUUUCACCCUGGAUCGCCGGAGUUCGGAGCCACCAAAACCGCCGGGAGUUGGACCCAAAAUUGUCAGGAUUUGGAACCAGAAUCGCCGGGAAUUUGAGCCAAAAUCGCCAGGAAUUGGAGCCAAAAUCGCUGGGAAUUUUAGCCAAAAUCAUCAAGAUUUGGACUGAAAAGGAGCAGGGAUCACCCCCAAAGUGUUGGGGUUUCAGCCCAAUUUCAAGGGGUUCAGACCCCAAACUGUGGGGAUUUCAUCCCCAAAUCUCUGGGGUUUGUCCCCAAAACUGUGGAGGUUGGGCCUCAAAACUGUGGAGAUUUCAUCCCCAAAUCUCUGGGGUUUGUCCCCAAAACUGUGGAGGUUGGGCCUCAAAACUGUGGAGAUUUCAGCCCCAAAUCUCUGGGGUUUUGUCCCCAAAACCCCCAAGAUUUCAGCCCCAGAUUCCCGAGUUUCAGAGGCAGAACUGCUGCAGUUCUGCCCCAAAAAUUUCUGGCUUUCGCUCCCAAAAACGCCCAAAUUCCUCCCAAAAAAUUCAAGAUUUUGCACCCAAAAAGCUGCGAUUUAUCCCCAGACCCAUCAGGAAUUCAGCCCUAAACUCCUCAGACCCCCCAAAAUCUCCCAAUUUCAGGGUUUCACCCCAAAAGCUGCUGCUAUUUUUUCCCCCCUCAUUUUUUUCCCCUUAAUUUAUGCCAUUAAUUUAUCCUAAUUUAUGUAAUUUUAUUCCCCUUAAUCUCCAUUUAAUUUUGCCCCCCCCAGGUGCAAAUGGAGCUGGGAUAAUUUGCAUUUAUUGGAAAUAUUUGUAUUUAUUUUAGUGACAUUUGUAUUUAUUUAGGGAGGUUUUUAUUUAUUUGGGGCUGUUGAUAUUUAUUUUAGGGAGUUUUUUAUUUAUUUUGGGGCAUUUCUAUUUAUUUUAGUGAGAUCUGUAUUUAUUUUAGGGAAAUCUGUAUUUAUUUUUUGGGAGGUUGUAUUUAUUUCAGGGAGGUUUGUAUUAAUUUUGGGGGGAUUUCUAUUAAUUUUGGGGGGGUUUAUAUUAAUUUUAGGAAUAUUUGCAUUCAUUCUUAGAGCUUUAUAAUUUUAUUUAGAGCUUUUUAUUUCUUUUGGGGGGUGUUUAUUAAAAUUUGUAUUUAUUUGAGGAGGAAUAUUGAUUUUUGGGGGGGGGAUAGAGGUGCUGGGGGGGCAGA